UUUAAAAAAAUAGAAAAUAAAAGAAUGAUCUAUAUCAUCAUAACACUAAUUUUAAUGAGUAUCUUGUAUAAAUACCUAGUGAAACCUUAUUCUCUUUAUAGAAAAUAUAAAAAAUAUGGUGAUGGUUAUUUUUUCCCACUUUUUGGAGAAGCUGCUGAAUACUAUCAAAAUUUAUAAAAGCAUCAAGACUGCGAAUACUCAUUCAAGCAUUAUUUUGACAAAAGAAAGCCUGAAGAUAAUAGGAUAAUAGUUAGUAACAUGGGGACUUCUGUCAAAAUCAAUUUAGUUGAUCCAGAUUUGAUAAAAUAGUUUUAUUAAAAAUCUGAAAAUUAUCACAUGGAUCAUUUUUUUAUGUCAAAUUUAUACAGACUUUUCGGAACAGAAGAGGAAGAUCAAAAACUUCAUAGAAAUUUUAGAAAAUAAUUUGCACCAGCUUUUAAUUUUGAAUAUUUACAGAAUUUAAGCUCUUAGAUAACCAAAAUUACUGACAACAAGAUUAAUUCUUUAAUUCAAGCUAAUAACUUUAAGGACAUCGAUCCUAUAGCUUUUUCUAGUGAAAUUACUGGCUAAGUAAUACUUUUAUCUUUUUUGGGUGAUACACUUGAAAAUCUAUCAUUCAGAAAUAUGAAGCUUCCUCAUGCUCUUUCAUAUAUUUUAAACUGCUUAUGUGGUUAAAUGGGGGAAAUUGGAUAUAUUUUAUUUGGUGCUAAAUAUACAUAAAAAGGAUACUUUAAAUAGCAUAAAGAAGUUGAAGAUUUUAUGCAAGAGUUUAAAAACUAUUUGAGAGUAAUACUAAAAUAAAAAAUAGAAAUAUAUAGAAAAGAGUUUGAAUAAACAGGAAAUAUAAAAUAAACUUGCAUAUUAAGUUUAUUUAUUUAGAAUGGAGAAAUUGACAAAAUUGAUUUAGAUGACUUGCUCAAGUAUUUUUUAAAUUUUUUCCUCGCAGGCACUGAGACCACAAGUAAUUUAGUAGGAAUGACAAUAUAUUAUCUUACUCAAAAUAAAGAGGUGCAGUAAAAGUUAUAGUAAGAAAUAGAUUAAAACACAGAUUAUUCUGCUGAAGCACUUUCUAACUUACCAUAUUUAAAUGCUACUAUAAAAGAAACACUUAGAUAUUAAGGUCCUGGCAACAGUCUAUUGGAUAGAAUCGCUGUUAAGGAACAUUAUCUUGAAGAUAUUAAAAUCGAAAAAGGUGUAAUUGUAAAUGUAUAUAUGAAAGCAGUUCAUAGAGAUUCUCGCUUCUAUUCUGAUCCACACACAUAUAAUCCAUAAAGGUGGUUAGACUCUAAGGAAAAUAAAUCUUUGCAUCCUUUUACAUAUCUUCCAUUUAGUGCAGGUUAAAGAAAUUGUAUUGGAUAGCAUUUAGCCUUGAUAGAAGCAAGAAUUAUUUUAAAUUCUAUGAUAAAAAAUUUUAAUUUUAAAAUAAAUGAAGGAUACAAAUUAAUCUUAGACUUUAAAUUCUCUCCAUAACCCCUCAAUCCUCUCUAAAUACAUUUUGAUAGAAGGUGAAACUUUUAAAUAAUAAUAAAAAUACUAACAAACUUUAAAUAAAAUAUGUGAAUUCUCAAAAUUUAUUUAUUUAUGUUUUGUAUUUAACUUUUAUAAAUCUAAUAAAACUUUUUC
Molecule: messenger RNA, 1623 nt
Organism: Tetrahymena thermophila SB210
Lineage: Eukaryota; Ciliophora; Oligohymenophorea; Hymenostomatida; Tetrahymenidae
Product: cytochrome P450 family monooxygenase
Exons: 3
Molecular function (GO): heme binding; monooxygenase activity; oxidoreductase activity, acting on paired donors, with incorporation or reduction of molecular oxygen
Source: RefSeq, a predicted model, not a curated record